Suillus clintonianus is the source of this 1330-nucleotide messenger RNA. RefSeq lists its product as uncharacterized. Lineage: Eukaryota; Fungi; Basidiomycota; Agaricomycetes; Boletales; Suillaceae. The record is from RefSeq and is a predicted model, not a curated record. The transcript has 10 exons. The coding region runs from base 365 to 1330 and encodes 321 amino acids.
GCUCAUGACAAUAAGUACCAUUUGUUGGGCAUGGCAAUUUGCGCAGUCGCGUGAUCACGACAAAUCGCGAGCGUCGCCGAAUUCACUCUCCUUGCUCUGUCUAUGGUUUAUUGUUCUCAAUGUUGCGAGGGAAACUGGAGGCCAAAACACUAGGAUUACUGGUGUUUCGUACCAGGCCUCGCAGAAGUAGAAAUACCAGACGAAUUGCAGAUUCUACCAGACCUGCAUCAUAUUUUUAUUCUCGAAGAUUUUCUAUCACUCGCGCGAGCAGAUCAUCGCCGAUAUAGACAGCGUUCUCGACGUUAUCCUUAAACUCUGUAAGGCCAACUUGGACACGCUGUCCGAGGAUGUACACUUGUCUUUUAUGGAUGAAUACGCCAGUCUUGCAGAUGCUCGUAGCCGGAUGAAUAAGGGCACAGAUACUAGUACGUUGACCGAGGCACUCGACGAGUGCGAGACGUUGAAGAUGAGGAUAGACGCAGCGUGCAGGAAAUGCCUGGAGGAUGAAAUAAGAAGAGGGCCAGUUCCAGUAGCUACAGCUGCCGCUGAAUCUCCCGAUGCAUCUAUUGCACCGGUUGACCCCGAUCCAUCCAGUAGGACCCCACCAUCUGAAGGUCCCAUCUUAGCUCAAUCUAAUUCCACUAUGACAAGUGGUAACAGCUCGCGCCUUUUCGAUCCUUCAACUAGCACAGACAGUCUCGUCCCCUCCGAUAUUGCUGUAGCCCGUGCAACGACCUCGAGCGAUUCCGCAGCGUCCACGGAGGGAAGUUCAUAUGAACAGCCUGUCAAACACAAAGACUGUAUGAUAUUUGACCGAGGCUCAUUUGCUGGGCCGCCCACAUUCAACAUCGACUCCGAGGACGCAACUGGAGCAACACACACAUUCAUGGUUAAUAGAUCGUCUGCCAGACUGCCAAGACAGCGACGGCCGGUCGCAGGUGCUUACCAGCUGCAGACAAAGUACACCUUGAAUGGUGGAAGUAACGUUUAUUUCGGACCUAAACCGGUAUCCACGGAGGGAAGUCUAUAUAGAUCCCCCGUCACCACCAGAGGCUGCAUGAUAUUUGGCCCAGGCUCGUUUGUCGGGUCGCCCACUUUCAACUGCGAUUCCCAGGACUCAAUUGGAUCAAUCACAUACACGGGUAAUAGUCCGUUUGUCGGACUGCCAGGAAAGCGACAGCCGCAGACAACGUACACCUUGCAGGGUGGAAGUAACGUUUAUUUCGGACCUGGCUCGGAAGUGGAUAGCCCGACCUUCAACAUCCUAUCCUCGAGUUCUUCUGGUUCUAAAGCGUCGACUACAUCAUUCAGUUCAGCAAGGCGUUCCUAA